Messenger RNA from Hyposmocoma kahamanoa, 701 nucleotides. RefSeq names its product mitochondrial fission process protein 1. The transcript is spliced from 4 exons. NCBI's taxonomy places the organism in Eukaryota, Metazoa, Arthropoda, Insecta, Lepidoptera, Cosmopterigidae. The record is from RefSeq and is a predicted model, not a curated record. Gene Ontology annotation, biological process: mitochondrial fission. Bases 106 to 573 code for a protein of 155 amino acids. Gene Ontology annotation, cellular component: mitochondrion.
AACGCAAACACAGCAGCACUCCGUUAUCGCGGCGGCACAUGAUGAGCGCAGCCAGAUACUACAGCGUUGAGCUUUAAAACGGACAUAUUGUAACUUUUAUCAGCCAUGGGUAAUCCCUGCAAAGGGCCCUACUGUCAAACUGAUUUCUUCCGAGACACAUGGGUGCGCUAUCUUGGGUAUGCGAAUGAGGUGGGCGAGUCGUUCCGGCCGGUCGUGCCGCGCAGCGUGGUGCGCGCCAGCUACGGCGUGGCGAUGCUCUACGUUAUCGCUGACACUGCGCACAAGAGCCAAGCUUCAUUGAGGAGAGACGGUCGGCUUUCAAAAAUGAUAGUUGACGCUGGUGAUGCUCUCAUCUGGCAGACCUUGGCGUCCGUCAUUAUACCAGGAGUGGUAAUCAACAGAAUAUCCCACUACUCGGGUAAGGGGCUCGCUAAAUACUUUGGCAAAAUACCCCGUUCAACUCGCAAGUGGAUGACAGUGGCCAUAGGGCUUUCUUCAAUUCCGUUCAUCGUGAAACCAAUCGAUACAGCUGUCACAGCAUUCAUGGACAUAUCUUAUAGGAAAGUCUUUUGAGGAACUCGAAGUCCGAUGAGCUGCAGAUUACAGGUAAGGGUUAUCUGACUUCGUUUGUUUCGUAUGUAUGUUUUCAUUACGUACAAAAAUAGUGGUUUGUUUUAGAGCUAAUGCUGGGAAUUCUGGUU